AUGAGCUUACCGUCAGAGAUUGUGGAGAGGAUACAAGCCUUUGCAGAAAGCUGCCGGGAAUUCGAGGUCCAGCGGCAAGAAGAGCUCACUGCUGCAACGCAUCGCGAGAACUAUGAUGGGCAACUCGACGAGACUCUGAAAAGGUUGCGAGGGCAGGUUGAUAGGCAGGAGUCCGUAUUGCAAGAGUUGCGCGCAAGAAGACCCUUAGACCUCCCUCGCCCAGACCUAAGCCCGGCUGCUCGCCUCGCUCAAACUCGUCGAGCCAUAGAAGCGUAUCGAUCUCUAUCUAGUAAAGAACCAGAAUUACCGGCCCCUGGCUCACCUCUCAACGCGUUGCUGGCUUUUCGGGAGACGUCACGGCUAAUCCAAGAACUUAAAGCCAGCGUCUCCGCCGCGGCGCGAGAUCUCGCCUCCAAUCGCGAACGAUUGAACACCGAAGAAGCAAAUUUACGGGAUGCGCGAUUGAUUACUACAGAAGUGCGGAAUCGCCUCGAAGACCUACGGAAACAGCAACGGCAAGAAGCCGGGAAAACGAAAAGUCCAUCACAGCUUGCCAAGGAUUUGAUCCGGAAAGAGCGAAAACACGAAAAUGAACUUGAGAUGAAAUCGGCAGAGCUAAAGGAUGCAUUGAAACAUUUUGUUGAAGAGCAUCUAGCGGCUAUGCUUGCAGCUGAAGAUUUGGGUGGUCCCGUGGUCGGUGACCAGGUCGAUGUCCCUGAUAGUACGCUUGACGCCGGAUAUACGACGCGCGGCAAAGAGAAGAAAUCAAACGUUGUUAAAGCGAACGGUAAAGGUCUAAAGCAACAGCGAAUCGAUCAGCUUGUUCGUCAGCGAGCCGACGGUGACGAGGGUUCAGAUUCAAUUGUUCUCAAUAAAAGGGAGGCUGCCGCAAUGGAGUUUCACGCUGUGCUGGAAAAGCUAUUGAAUGCCACAUCGACGUCCUCAUAUGUCGAACUAGGCAAAGACUCGGCAGUCUCAAGGUUCCUUAUCAAAGCCAAAGUGGCCCAAUUCCAUCCACGAGACUCGCGAAAAAUACGACUAAUCAAUGUGUCCAGAGGCAUAUCUGACUAG
Molecule: messenger RNA, 1071 nt
Organism: Uncinocarpus reesii 1704
Lineage: Eukaryota; Fungi; Ascomycota; Eurotiomycetes; Onygenales; Onygenaceae
Exons: 2
Coding region: 1-1071 (356 amino acids)
Biological process (GO): mitotic sister chromatid segregation; kinetochore assembly
Cellular component (GO): nucleus
Source: RefSeq, a predicted model, not a curated record